Messenger RNA from Chara braunii, 2061 nucleotides. The record is from the annotation of a GenBank genome assembly. Lineage: Eukaryota; Viridiplantae; Streptophyta; Charophyceae; Charales; Characeae.
GCUCCAAACGAUCCACUCUCGGCAGUGGAGGAGUGCCAAGGCACUCAAAGGUACCAUGGAUGACUUGGUAGCCGUCCCGGACCACGGGGUCACUGAGCCCCAGCUGGUCCAGUUGUUUUAUCGUGCCAUUCCAGAGGCCCUACGCGGCCAUUUCUUUGACAAAUCUCAGCAGGCCGGCAUGACUUACGAUGCAUUGAUUAGGGAAGUCGUCCUGUAUGAGUCGAAGUCUAUGCCAGUUACCACUUACUGGCAUAAGGACUUAGAGAAGGGGAAGAAGUGGAAGAAUCGUACCAUCUCAGGCCAAGUAAAGGCCAAGGAUCACAUGAUCCUGACAUUAGAAGAAGGUGGUACCGAUGAGGUCCCAUAUGACCAGAUGAAGAUGAUGGCAGUAGUGUGGGGCAGGGGAGGUCUUACGGUGCUGUCGCGGCUGGGGGUAGGCCGCAAGGAGGAGGAGGAGGCCAGGGCCAAAGGGGCCAGGCCAUGGGUGGCCGAGGACCGGGCGCACAGGGGGUUGGCGGGCAGGGAAACCGCCAAGCGGGAGGUAGGGGUCAAGGUCCCCCGUCAAAUCGCCAGGGUAAUUGUUCCCCACAACGAAGAGGUGGAAGGGCACCUCAAGGGGGUUGGCACCCAGGCUUGCCACAGGGCAGGCCCUGGGAAGAUUUGGGCUUGGACCAGUGCGGAUGGCAAGAACACGUGGACCGGGGUCAGUGCAUAUUCUGUGGUGACCCGGCCCACGUUAUCAAAUUUUGUCCAAAGUAUAACAGGCCCGUUGGGCUGCUCAGUCGUCAAAAGGCAGCCACCAGUAGGGGUCGCAACUGCCCCUACUUCCAGGCCAUGUGGAGAAGUGAGCGCGCGCGAACAGGACACUCCCAACCCACAUGAGCCUAUGGCAGAGGUUGCAGGCCCGUGCCGAGAUAGCUGUCCAGAGGCUGCUUGUGUUAGCGUCUCUUUAGGCACGUCCCUCACAGUAGUCUACUUAGAUGAUAUCCUAGUCUUUAGUAAGACCCUCCAGGAGCACCAGGGUCAUUUGAGGCAGGUCUUGGAGAAGCUUAGAGAGGCUAACUUCAAGAUCAACGCGAAGAAGUGUGAGUGGGCCAAGACGCAAGUCUUAUACUUGGGCCACGUGUUGGACGGAGAUGGCAUUAAGCCAGAGGACAGCAAGAUCGCGGCAAUCAGAGAUUGCCCGACGCCCCGCACAUUGACAGAGUUGCGGUCGUUCAUAGGCUUAGCUAACUACUAUAGGAAGUUCGUGAGGAACUUCUCCACUAUCGCCGCUCCCUUGCGCCGAUUGCUGAAGAAAGAGGCAAUCUGGCAAUGGGACAAAGACUGUACGUCUGCGCUCAAGAAGCUAAAGCGCGCGUUAAUAGAGUAUCUUGUCCUCAAGGUUGCAGAUCCGUCUUUGCCAUUUGUCGUCACCACGGACGCGAGUCAGUAUGGGAUAGGCGUCGUGUUGCAGCAAGAUGACGGCAAUGGCUAUAGACCCGUAGAGUUCAUGUCAGCAAGGAUGCCCUGUGAGAAGGUUGCUGACUCCACGUACGAAAGAGAACUCUACGCUCUCAGGCAGGCUUUAGACCAUUGGAAGCACUAUUUGCUUGGGAGGCACUUCAAAGUCUAUUCGGACCAUGAAACGCUUAGAUGGUUGAAGACCCAGGCCAAGAUGACACCUAAGUUGACCAAGUGGGCCGCAGAGAUAGACCAAUUCGACUUUGAGCUUAAGCCAGUAAAGGGCAAGUACAACGUAGUUGCGGAUGCUCUGAGUAGGAGAUCUGACUACUUUGGAGCUGUAGUACACUAUCUGGAUAUAGGGAGAGACCUGCAGGAGAAAGUGAGGCAAGCAUAUGCGCAGGACCCUAUCUAUAGCGACCUCCUAAAGAGAGUUAGAGAGGCCCCAGAGACUGAACCAGACUACCGCACUACAGACGGGUUGCUGUUUGAGAAGACUAAUGUGUUUGACCGCCUGUGCGUUCCAACAGCGAAGAGAUCCGCAGUUUGAUUUUACGGGAAUGCCACGAUACUGAAGGGCAUUUCAGUUGGCAAAAGAUAUUAGCCAACCUGAUGCGU